This is a messenger RNA of Schistocerca cancellata (South American locust), 2219 nucleotides long. Its product is annotated as proteoglycan 4-like. The record is from RefSeq and is a predicted model, not a curated record. The coding region runs from base 46 to 2196 and encodes 716 amino acids. NCBI's taxonomy places the organism in Eukaryota, Metazoa, Arthropoda, Insecta, Orthoptera, Acrididae. Gene Ontology annotation, molecular function: protein binding. The transcript is spliced from 13 exons.
AACGCCAACCGCCAGGUCUUGUCUACCCGGGGCUGGGCAGAGGCGAUGAGGAACCACCUCGAACACGUCAUCGAAGUGACCAGGCUGCUCAGCGAGUCACCAGCGGAAACUAGGACGGAGGGCAGCGGGGGGACCGCGGCGGCUGUGCGACACGGCAGGUGGGGCCGGACCCCCGUGGCAGCCGUGGCGCCCACGGUGUCUCUCGGCAGAGCCCCGCCCGACGACGCCGACGCCUCUCGCAUGCGCCCUCCAUCCGCUGGAGACAAGAAGAAGGCGGGCCCCACUCAGCCGCAGAGCAAACACAGCCGGACUGCUACCGCGGCAGCGGCGCCCGCGGCUGCUCCACUCUCUGCCUCAUCUGAUGCGGCCGUCGCUUGUGGCACGCCCUCGCCAGACACUGGAGACAGUAAGACGGCCGCCUCCGUUCAGCCACACACCAAACAUGACCGAACACGUGUUGCAGCUGUGGCGCCCACGGAGCCUCAGCCCACUCCUCCAUAUGACGACGCCGUCUCCUCCCGCAUACGCCCUCCAUCCGCUGGAGACAAGAAGAAGGCGGCCCCCACUCAGCCGCAGAGCAAACACAGCCGGACUGCUACCGCGGCCGCGGCGCCCGUGGCUGCUCCACCCUCUGCACCAUCUGAUGCGGCCGUCGCUUGUGGCACGCCCUCGCCAGACACUGGAGACAGUAAGACGGCCGCCUCCGUUCAGCCACACACCAAACAUGACGGAACACGUGUUGCAGCUGUGGCGCCCACGGAGCCUCAGCCCACUCCUCCAUAUGACGACGCCGUCUCCUCUCGCAUGCGCCCUCCAUCCGCUGGAGACAAGAAGAAGGCGGGCCCCACUCAGCCGCAGAGCAAACACAGCCGGACUGCUACCGCGGCCGCGGCGCCCGUGGCUGCUCCACCCUCUGCACCAUCUGAUGCGGCCGUCGCUUGUGGCACGCCCUCGCCAGACACUGGAGACAGUAAGACGGCCGCCUCCGUUCAGCCACACACCAAACAUGACCGAACACGUGUUGCAGCUGUGGCGCCCACGGAGCCUCAGCCCACUCCUCCAUAUGACGACGCCGUCUCCUCUCGCAUGCGCCCUCCAUCCGCUGGAGACAAGAAGAAGGCGGGCCCCACUCAGCCGCAGAGCAAACACAGCCGGACUGCUACCGCGACCGCGGCGCCCGUGGCUGCUCCACCCUCUGCACCAUCUGAUGCGGCCGCCGCUUGUGGCACGCCCUCGCCAGACACUGGAGACAGUAAGACGGCCGCCUCCGUUCAGCCACACACCAAACAUGACGGAACACGUGUUGCAGCUGUGGCGCCCACGGAGCCUCAGCCCACUCCUCCAUAUGACGACGCCGUCUCCUCUCGCAUGCGCCCGCCAGCCGCUGGAGACAAGAAGAAGACGGCCGUGUCGCAGCCGCAGAGCAAACACAGCCAGACUCCUGCCGGAGCCGCGGCGCCCGCAGCUGCUCCACACUCUGACCCAUCUGACGCGGCCGUCCCUUGUCUUACUCCGCCGGCCUCUGGAGACAGCAGGACAGCCACCGCCAUCACCACCACCAGUAGCACCACCAGUACCACCAUCACUACCACCAGCACCACGAGUCUGCCGCCCGGCGACCGCGGCGACCCCUGCACAACUGAUGCUGCAGCUGCGCCCCCCACGACUCCACGCUCCACUCCGCCUGUGGAUGGUGCUGCCGUCUCUCGCCUACGGAGACUUUCUGGUGAAGAGAAGGGCAGGAGGCUGAUCAAGGCGGCUAAAGUGGGGGCAGUGUCUGACGUGCAGACGUUGCUGGCGGCAGGAGCAGACCUCGAGGUGAGGGACAGUGACGGGUACACCGCCCUGCACUGGGCAGCAGAGAGGGGGCACGUCGAUGUGGCGAGGUGUCUGCUGGAGGGUGGCGCCGAGGUGGACGCCACCAACGACUGUCGGACCACGCCCCUGCACAGGGCUGCACAGAGUGGCCACGCCGCCGUGGUGCGGCUGCUGGUGGCGUCCUCCGCCCGCACCGACGCCAGGAACCGGUGGGGGUGGACGCCGCUGCACUGGGCGGCAGUGCGUGGCCACACGGAGGCGGCGGCGGCGCUGCUGGAGGUGGGCGCCGACAGGAAAGCUACAACUGACGAACUGUACACACCGCUUGACUUCGCCAGGCAUAAGCACCACCAACAUCUGAUAAGCAUGCUAAGAUAAACCCAUCAACGCAUUACGUUCUC